Molecule: messenger RNA, 2748 nt
Organism: Gadus chalcogrammus (walleye pollock)
Lineage: Eukaryota; Metazoa; Chordata; Actinopteri; Gadiformes; Gadidae
Exons: 2
Coding region: 663-2648 (661 amino acids)
Source: RefSeq, a predicted model, not a curated record
UUCGGUGCCAUUUGAGUCCCCAUAGCCUAAUAUGGUAUAUUUUUUGUAAAAAUUGGCCAAUACUUAUUUUUAAAAGCUCAUCUUAUAUAGUUAACCCCCCUCUACCGUAGAACACAACAGUAUGUCCCCAGGAUUAAUUGCAUUUAAAAUAAUUCCUCCAACUUUAGCACAAACAACUAAACUGCCAUGUCCCCAAUCGUGUUUGCUCAACUUCAGUUACAAAUAUAAGUAAUAAAAAUCAAAGAAAUUCUACAUUUGUCAUUAUUGUUGUAUAGCUUUGUUUAUAAUAUUCCUUACCAAAUGUUAUUUUUUGUGAUUAAAACAUUUUUAAGACUUUAAGUAUUUAAAAUAUGUUGUGUCCCUGAAUCGACUGUCCCCCCUGUUACUCUGAUGCAAGUCCCCCUGACCACCCCCCUCCGACUAUCCCUCUAGUCACAUGACUCAACAAGUAACAUUACUUUUUGGAGGGAAAUCAUCUACAAGAAGCAGAGCAAAAUGUUGUUGGAAGGAGGAAUGCGAGGCAAGGCAGAAGGAGGCUCCAGAACAAUAUUGAAGAACUAAAGGCCUUGUUGGAGAGGGAAAAGAGAAAAAAAGAAAAAUACAAGAAGAGGUGCCAGCGCUUGGCAGGGGGAAAUAAAUCGCCACGUUCUACAGUGGAUGCAAUGCUGCGCAAUCAAAGAGUUAACAACACCAUUAGGAAAAGAUUGUUGUUGCAGGAAUCAAUAAUUGAGGACAUCAGAAAUAAAUACAGAAACACUAAGAAGGAGCGGGAGAAGCAAAUUAUUGCAAAAGCAACAACUGGGAAAAUUAUAAAGAAAUACAGGCUGCAGAGGGCUGCACAGGCGACUCUGGGCUUUUCAAAGAAGCGAUGUCACAGACCAGAUGCAAGGCUCAUGACCUAUGAAAGAAAAAAGAGCAACAGAUUACCGGCUGAAUGCAAACAGAAAGUAAAGGCUUUCUAUUUAAGAGAUGACGUCAGCCGGAUGACAACAGGACGAAAGCAAACUGUCACUCAAAAGAAGAAGAAAAAGCAGAAACGUUUGCUUACUGACACAAUGAAGAAUCUGCAUCAGAAGUUCCUUUCAGAAAAUGAACAUCAGGUCUCUUACUCUUGUUUCUGCACCUUAAGACCAUUUUGGGUUGUGGUGCCAACAGAGGCUGAUCGUGAAACCUGUCAGUGUAAAACGCACGAGAACUUACAGUUCAUGGCCAACACCCUGUACAGCCACGGUCUGUCAGCAACAAAGAACCUUGAGGAGAUGGUAGAUGCAACAAUGUGCGAUCCCAAAUCCAAACUCUGCGCAUAUGGUGAGUGUAAAGACUGUGUCUACUCAACCCAUACAAUGCUUAGAGCUCCAGAAAACACAGAGAUAGCCCUAACCCAAUGGUCUCUGGAAGACAACACCAAAGUGAACGAUGGAGAGGAGUCUGGGAAAAGGUCAACAAUCACUGUGAAGAAAAAUGUGAUGAGAACAGAGGAUGAACUUGUAAGUGAAUUUCAUGACAGGCUGUUUAGAUUUAGGCGACACAUCUUUAAUAUCAGGUGGCAGUACGGGGCCUACAGACAGCUCAGAGAAAACUUGAGGAACAACGAAUGUCUACUACAUGUAGAUUUCAGUGAGAACUACUCCUGUAAGUAUUCUCAAGAAAUUCAAUCGGUCCAUUUUGGAGGGUCACAUCAGCAAGCAACCCUACAUACAGGAGUGCUGUACACUGCAGCUGAGCAGUCCCCAGUGACGUUCUGCUCCAUCUCGCCUUCUAGGCGGCACGAUCCCCCAGCUAUCUGGGCCCACCUCGACCCUGUGUUAGACAUGGUGAGGGAGAGAUACCCUCUGAUUAAUCGCCUUCAUGUCUUCAGUGACGGCCCAGCUACACAAUACAAACAGAAGGGAAACUUUUACCUAAUCUCAAAAGAGCCUUUCAAGAAAGGCUUUAAAGAUAUCAGCUGGAACUUUUUUGAGGCCAGCCAUGGAAAGGGAGCUCCAGAUGGUGUCGGGGGUACCCUUAAAAGAUCAGCUGACCAAAUCGUCCGCCAUGGAGGAGAUAUCCCCAACGCAGAGGCUAUGCUCCACCAGUUGAGGAGCGUGGGUACUUCGGUGGAACUUUUUUUUGUGGGAGAAGGAGAUGUUGAGAGGAAAGUGCAGGAAAUGAUGGAAGCGCCCCCACUUGUUCCUGUCAAAGGAACAAUGAAAAUCCACCAAGUCAUCAGUUUCUCUCCAGGGACAAUUAAAUACCGGGACAUAACUUGCCUUUGUCAGGCAGACAAAGGUGUACUGGAUUGUGCCUGCUAUGGGAUAAAGGAGGUGAGCCUGGGAGAAGAGGCAAGCCUGCAGUGCACUGAAGAGCCUUCACGGCCUGAGGCCAUCAUGAAAGAAAACAUUGGGCAGUGGUGCAUUGUCAAAUAUGAUGGUGAACCCUACCCAGGAAUCAUCCUGGAAGUUGAAGAAGACGUAAGAGUAAAAUGCAUGCAUAAGAAUGGGAUCAACAAGUUCUACUGGCCAGGUCCACGAGAGGACAUUAGCUGGUACAGAGAUGACCAGAUUGUGUGCCUGAUGAAAGAGCCACAACCUUUGAAUAAGAGGUCUGUCCAGCUAGAGAAGGAAGUGUGGAAGUUCCUAGAAAACCUGGGUUGCUGGUCUGAUAAAUAGUUUGCUGUUGCCAAGACAACUGUGAGGUCAAAGACUGAAAAAUGUUCCUGAUGUUUCUUUUGGGUGUGCAGUACAUUUGAUGGUUGAAGUGUGUGUGUGU